AUGGACUCCUACUCUUUUGCUCACAAUUUCUCACCAGAUCGCGGUGGCACCUUCACGGAUGUGCACGCUUACAUGCCCGGCUCUGAUGAGCCAGAGAUGGUAUUCAAACUUCUUUCAGUAGACCCGAGAAACUACAAAGAUGCACCGACCGAAGGUAUUCGACGCGUCCUGGCACAUUAUAGAGGGGCUCCAGUAUCCCGCGAUGAGCCCCUCGACAUCUGCGACGUUGAAUCAGUUCGUAUGGGAACGACUGUGGCGACGAACGCCCUACUGGAACGACAAGGCGAGCGCGUAGCGUUCCUGACAACGAAGGGCUUCCGAGAUUUACUCGUAAUCGGCAACCAGGCCCGGCCGCACAUUUUUGAUUUGAGUAUCCAUAAGUUGCAGAGCCUGUAUGAGAAGGUUGUCGAGAUUGACGAGCGCGUGACGAUGGAGGAGUUUUUGGAGAAUCCGGAGAAACAGCCUAUUGAUAUUGAAAGCGAUCCCGAGCUCGUGAAGGGGUUGACGGGCGAGCCGGUUCGAGUUCUCAAGAAGCCUGAGUUAGAGGUUGUGGCAAGUCAGUUGAAGGACUUGAAGGCUGAGGGGUUCAAGAGUGUUGCGGUUUGCUUCAUCCACUCCUAUCUCUAUCCCAAUCAUGAGGAUGAGGUAGCGGAGCUUGCGCGAUCUAUGGGUUUCGACGUUUCCGUGUCUUCUGAACUGCAGCCGACGAUCAAGAUGGUAUCCCGAGGAAACUCCGCAAAUGCCGACGCAUAUCUCUCCCCUCUUAUCCGCCGCUACGUCCGCGACUUUGGCAGCGGGUUUAAAGGCGGCCUAGACGCCAUCGCGGGCAAGCUCCUCUUCAUGCAAAGCGACGGCGGGCUCUGUCUCUGGCAGAACUUCUCUGGUCUGCGCGCCAUUCUAUCCGGCCCCGCUGGCGGCGUUAUUGGUUUCGGCAAGUCUUGUUAUGACUCCGAGAGCAAGAUGCCGGUGAUUGGUUUCGAUAUGGGCGGUACUUCGACGGACGUCAGUCGCUUUUCGGGUACAUAUGAUCAUGUAUUCGAAACGGAGACAGCUGAGGUCACGUUGCAGACACCACAGUUGGACAUCAAUACUGUUGCUGCUGGUGGCGGCUCGAUUCUGCAUUGGAAAAAUGGGCUGUUUGCGAUCGGACCAGACUCUGCCGGCGCCCAUCCAGGACCUGUAUGCUACCGCAAAGGCGGGCCCCUUACGGUCACCGACGCAAACCUCUUCCUGGGUCGUCUACGUCCCGAAUACUUCCCUUCCAUCUUCGGACCAAAGGAAAACGAACCCUUAGACUACGACGCAGCGGCCGCAGCUUUCCACAUUCUCACCGAGAAGAUCAACGCCGAAGAGGGAAAGUCGUUCACGCCGGAAGAGGUCGCCAGCGGCUUCCUCCGCGUCGCCAACGAGAGCAUGAGCAGACCGAUACGCUCGCUCACAGAAGGCAGAGGCAUUCGCACGUCAGAUCAUGUUCUAGCCACUUUCGGAGGCGCUGGCGGGCAACAUGCGUGUGACGUUGCUGGAGCGCUGGGCGUAGAGCGCGUCGUCAUUCACCGGCUAUCGUCCAUUUUAUCAGCGUACGGCAUGGCGCUGGCUGAUUUGACGCAUGAGAUCCAGCGUCCCAAGGCGGCUGAGCUUUUUGACCUCUCCGAUAAGCAGCUGGCAGAGGAGUUCAAGAUUUUGACGGACGAAGCUACCGCGACACUGGUCGCCCAGGGGUUCUCAGAUGAACAGAUCGAGCACGAGCUGUUCCUCAACCUUCGGUACAAGGGAACCAACAGCUCGCUCAUGAUCCGGAAGCCCGAGGAGUCAUGGGAUUUCACUCGUGAAUUUGUCGAGCACCAUGAGGAGGAGUUCGGCUUCGUUUUGGACCGCGACAUCCUGGUGGAGGAUAUUCGAGUCCGCGCGCUUGGAAAGACACCCGACUCCAACGUGACCAGCGUAUCGCAAGCUCUGAAGUCUGUUAAGACGAAGCUGGUAGAGAGUGACAAGAAGAUCAGCACUACGAAGCUGUACACGAGUGGCAAGUGGCAUGAGGUCGACCUCUUCAAGUUCGGAAAUCUUGCGCCGGGUGAGCGGGUCGUUGGUCCGGCAAUCAUCCUGGACCAGACUCAGACCAUUAUGAUCCAGCCGUCUUGGACUGCGACGGUACUUCCCCGUCACCUACUUCUCGACAAGGAUUCAGUUUCGCAAGGCUCCGUCGGUCUUCCAGUCGAGACGGCUGAGGUCGACCCAAUUCAGCUAUCAGUAUUCGGUCACCGGUUCAUGAGCAUAGCGGAGCAGAUGGGCAGGUCACUGCAGAUGACUUCGGUCUCCGUCAACAUCAAGGAGAGGCUGGACUACUCUUGCGCCAUAUUCUCUCCCACAGGUGGUCUGGUGGCCAACGCGCCGCAUAUCCCGUGUCACUUAGGCGCCAUGAGCUAUGCGGUGGCAUACCAGGCCGAGCGCUGGGGUAAUUCCCUUCGACCUGGAGAUGUAUUAGUCUCCAACCACCCGGCCGCCGGCGGAUCUCACCUCCCUGACAUGACGGUAAUCUCACCAGUGAUCGAUGAAAACACCAACGAGGUCCUCUUUUGGACAGCUUCUCGAGCUCACCAUGCUGACAUUGGCGGCAUCUCUGCUGGUUCCAUGCCGCCGCAUUCCAAGGAGAUCUGGCAGGAGGGAGCUUCGUUCCUGUCCUUCAAGCUGGUGGACGGGGGUAGAUUCGACGAGGAAGGUCUUGCUGAGAUCAUGCUAAAGAAGCCGGCGUCGUACCCUGGUUCUUCUGGAACAAGGACGUGGAAUGACAACGUGAGCGAUCUGAAGGCACAGAUAGCUGCCAAUCAGAAGGGCAUCAGACUCAUUCAGGACUCCAUCAAGGAAUACGGUCUACCUACGGUUCAGAAAUACAUGCUCGGAAUCCAGGACAACGCCGAGAAGGUGGUCCGAAACCUUCUCCGCCAAGUCCACGACCAGUUCGGUGGUCUCCCACUCGAGGCCGAGGACCAGAUGGACGAUGGAUCGAAGCUCAAGCUCAAGAUCCGCAUCAAUCGCGAAGAGGGCUCUGCCGUCUUUAAUUUCACAGGGACCAGUCGGGAGAUGUACGGUAACCUCAACGCACCCCGCGCCAUUACCUUUAGCGCCAUCAUCUAUGUCUUGCGUUCGCUAGUCAAGGAGGACAUUCCGUUGAACCAGGGUUGCUUGGCACCCAUCAACGUCAUCAUACCCUCUGGGACGAUUAUAUCACCUUCCUUGGGUGCUGCUACAGUCGGUGGGAAUGUCGAAACGUCACAGAGAGUAACGGAUGUGGUGUUGAGAGCCUUCCAAGCUGCAGCGGCUAGCCAGGGAACGUGUAAUAACUUGACUUUUGGGUAUGGAGGUGAGAUGGUCGAUGGGAAAGCAAAGCCUGGGUUCGGAUACUACGAGACCAUCGCGGGCGGUGCCGGUGCAGGACCGAGCUGGGAAGGCCAAUCUGGCGUACACGUCCACAUGACCAACACUAGAAUCACGGACCCGGAGUCCCUGGAGCGUCGAUACCCGUGUAUUCUCCGCGAAUUCGGUAUUCGACGUGGGUCAGGCGGCCGAGGCAAGUAUAACGGAGGAGACGGUUGCAUCCGCGAGAUCGAGUUUCGUCGAGACUUGCACGUCAGUGUGCUCAGUGAGAGGCGGACGGUUCCUCCUUACGGUCUAGCUGGAGGCGAACCUGGAGCUCUCGGCGAGAACGUGUGGGUUCGGCAUGACGAGUACGGGACACGGGAGAUCAACCUCGGCGGGAAGAACAGUUGCGAGAUGAAGAAGGGAGAUCGGAUCAUCAUCAGUGAGUGUGGUUCAUCGAUGUCGGGAUUAUCGGCUUGCUAACAGCUCGGUCAUAGGGAGUCCAGGUGGAGGUGCAUACGGUGCCUUGUGAAGGCGUCGCUGUUCUUGAGAAUGAUACGAUGGUGUUUUUAUGGUGGGCCGGUCGUUCGUCGUUUCCAAAACCAGGCCUGAUGAGGGCGAGGUUGGCU
This is a messenger RNA of Colletotrichum acutatum, 3983 nucleotides long. Its product is annotated as hydantoinase B/oxoprolinase. Gene Ontology annotation, biological process: glutathione metabolic process. Lineage: Eukaryota; Fungi; Ascomycota; Sordariomycetes; Glomerellales; Glomerellaceae. Gene Ontology annotation, cellular component: cytosol. The coding region runs from base 1 to 3837 and encodes 1278 amino acids. The transcript is spliced from 6 exons. The record is from RefSeq and is a predicted model, not a curated record. Gene Ontology annotation, molecular function: 5-oxoprolinase (ATP-hydrolyzing) activity.